UUGCGAAGCACCGAUAACAUUACGAUCAUACCUCAGGGCAGCAGUGUCGGCUUACUCCUUGGACAAGUUAGACGGGACCUCACGACACCGGCCGCAAUGGGGGUUGGCGAAGCGGACACACGUGAGACGAUGCACCGGUACUGGGAAUAUUUCAACCCGUCCAUGGAGAGCAUGAUGCUGGACCCCAGGGCCCACAUCCUCAACGAAGACGAAAACUCCGAGAUCCUUUCCUUCUUGCCAGACAUCACGGGAAAAAGCGUCCUCGAACUUGGAGCAGGAAUAGGGAGGUUCACGGGGAAACUGGCUGCCAGGGCCGGUCACGUAACAGCUGUUGACUUCAUGGCGUCGUAUGUGGAACAUAACCGACAGAGGAACGGCCAUAUGCCCAACAUCGAGUUCCAUCAAGCGGAUGUUGUGGUGCUGGAGCUCCCCGCGAAACGCUUCGACAUUGUAUUCAGCAACUGGUUAUGCAUGUACCUCAACGACCAGGAAUGCAAGCAGCUCUUCGAAAAGAUCCUAGGCUGGCUCAAGGACGACGGCCAAGUAUUCCUGAGGGAGUCAUGCUACAAGCCUUCAGGAGAUACCAAGAGAUCGACAAAUCCUACUUACUACCGCAGCCCCGCACAGUACUAUGACAUGAUCCGAGCAAGUCAUCUCCAUGAAGGCGAUACUACGUUUCUCUUCGUCAUGAACAAAGUGGCGAACGUAAGAGCGUACAUCAAG
This is a messenger RNA of Ornithodoros turicata, 723 nucleotides long. RefSeq lists its product as uncharacterized. NCBI's taxonomy places the organism in Eukaryota, Metazoa, Arthropoda, Arachnida, Ixodida, Argasidae. Gene Ontology annotation, molecular function: S-adenosylmethionine-dependent methyltransferase activity. The record is from RefSeq and is a predicted model, not a curated record.